AAUGUUUUUCCCUCUUGUGAUGUUAAUGCUCUUAAUCUGUCUUUUUUACGCUCUCCUUCUACUAUAACCACUUCUAACGUUACUAAUCUUGUAGCUGAUAACUUCCAGGACUUCAAUACUCUCGAUGUUUUGAAAUGUCUUAAAACUCUUAAGCCCUCACAUAGUCUUGGCCCUGAUGGCAUACCUGCAUAUGUUCUAAAACAAUGUGCAGAUGCUUUAUGUUUUCCUCUAACUAAUAUCCUAAAUGCUUCUUUCUCCGAAAACGUUGUACCUGUUCCAUGGAAAGACAUUAAAAUAGUCCCUGUCCCUAAACCUGGAAAUAGCAAGAACGUAAAGUUCAGACCCAUCGCCAUCACUUCCCCGUUUCUAAAGCUCAUGGAAAAACUAGUACUUCUUAAACUCGAACCCUCCCUUAAAAGCUUCGAAGACCCCAAACAAUUUGCCUACAGACAGGGUAGGAGUACUUUAGACGCUGCAGCCGUCUUACACAACAGUAUUGUCUCAUCAUUAGACAAAGGUGCCAAAUAUGUCCGCUGCACGUUUCUUGACUUUACUUCUGCUUUCGACUCUGUACCUAGAAGUCUCUUGCUAAAUAAGCUCUCCAUGACACAAACCGAGUCCUGGGUCACUAACUGGUUGCAUUCCUACUUUUCAAACAGAAUGCAGUACACCGUAUACAAAGGCCAAUCCUCCUCUGCUGUGCUCACAGAAGCUGGUGUCCCCCAAGGUGCUGUACUCUCCCCACUUCUCUUUUCUUUCUUCCUACAUGACCUACCGUCUUCAAAUGACAUUAACUUUGUCAAAUAUGCUGAUGACCUAACUGUAUCUUUACCUGUCAAAUGUCAAAGUGACUGCUCUAAACUAAAUGGCUUCUUAUCGGAAAUUAGCCAAUGGUCCAAGGAAAACGGUCUAACCUUAAACCCCUCCAAAUGCCAAACAGUUAAUUUCACCCUUAGGCAUAAAUCUGACCUAAACAAACUGGUUAGCACUCACGAGGUGUGCAACAUAGAUGGCAGUGAAAUAGAAACCAAGUCGGAAAUUAAAUACCUAGGCGUCACUCUAUCUUCUGAUCUUUCCUGGUCGUCUCAUAUCUUGACGAUUUCCAAGAAAAUAUACCGUCUUACCUUCUACAUCAAGAAGUUAAGACAUUCUGGUGUAACCCAACCCUUACUCUUACAAUUUGUUAACUCCCGUAUUCUGCCUAUUAUUCUCUAUUGCUCCCCCUUAGUCUUUCCUGGGCUAUUGAAGAAAGACUAUACCUUAUUACGUAGGAUGUUAAAGGUUGUCAGCAGGGUAAGCAGUUUGCCACUUAGCCAGCUUGUUAAUAUUCUGGUGGACAGGCAUAUGGACUCAUGUGAAAAAUGGGCGAAAUCCAUUUUAUCUGACUCACAACACCCUCUACAUUCACAACUCUCCCCAUGUAUCUCUUCAGGGAAAACAAGAAGCCUAUAUAGGAAACUAUAUGCCCGCACUAGUAAGUACAAAAACUCAUCCAUACCCUACCUAGCCCGUGUUCUGUGCGAUAAAGAAUGCAUCAGGCAUGAAACCUUUAACUUAUUAAAUAGUCAGUAGAACCAAUGGAUCUCGUCUUUCCAACUCACAUCAUUUAUAGGUACAACGUUUUCUCGCUCUUCAUUCUGUAUUUAUUUUUGUUAUGUGCUGUUUUGUUUCUCUCUUCCUUGCAAACUCUACUUAAAACAUUCUUGUUCGUUCUUUCACACUCUGUAUAUCUCGACCAUUUUGCUAUCGCUUACGCCAGUAAAUAUGCUAGUAGUAUCUACUUUUCUAACACCUUCAAACACUUUAAUUUUGGCUUUGCUACCGACAUACUAAUAUGUUGUUGAGAUAACUUUAAUCUAUGUAGAACUUUAUUUAUUGUUAAUGUAAAAAACUGGAUGCAAUAUUGUAGUAAAAUGCUGAGAAUUCCAUUCUGUAUCACAAGUACUGAUUU
Molecule: messenger RNA, 1951 nt
Organism: Trichobilharzia regenti
Lineage: Eukaryota; Metazoa; Platyhelminthes; Trematoda; Strigeidida; Schistosomatidae
Source: the annotation of a GenBank genome assembly